AUGCCAGGUUCCAGACAAGCAGCGUCCCCCAGCCUCCCAGCCUCCGUGCCUGCCGCAACGAACACCGGGCCCAGACGCGGGGUUCCUGAAUCUCCCUGGGCCGAUCAAUCAAAUCUCCAUCUUUUUGGGGGUGGUGGUGGUGGUGGCCUGCGGGCUACGGCUACAGAGAGCUACAUGGGGGGGCCAUGCGCAUGGUUGUUGACGCCCAACUUUCGGCAUCACAAUCACAUUUGCGGGCUGUCAUGGUUCAUACAUGACGAUUAUCACGGUGUGGUGCUGCUGCUGCUCCACGGACAAUCUGGCGUGUUUACGGAAAAAGAAGAGCAGACUGGCAGAGUGGCAGACCGGGUAGCGUCAUGCGUCAUCGUCAACUUGAUACCGCCGGUCUGGCGAAUCGAUACCGAGGGGGGGUGCAAGUGCAAGUGCAAGUGCGUGCGUGUGCGGUGUGCAGCUGUGUGUGGGUAA
Colletotrichum aenigma is the source of this 465-nucleotide messenger RNA. RefSeq lists its product as uncharacterized. Lineage: Eukaryota; Fungi; Ascomycota; Sordariomycetes; Glomerellales; Glomerellaceae. The record is from RefSeq and is a predicted model, not a curated record. The transcript is spliced from 3 exons. Bases 1 to 465 code for a protein of 154 amino acids.